Molecule: messenger RNA, 2812 nt
Organism: Linum trigynum
Lineage: Eukaryota; Viridiplantae; Streptophyta; Magnoliopsida; Malpighiales; Linaceae
Source: the annotation of a GenBank genome assembly
GACUCGAAAUAGAAACCCUCAUCGGAAGAGGUUACCUGACGAAAUGCGUCAGAGGAGCAGAGAAGCGGAAGGACCAAUAAGUUAUCCCACCACCGCCUCCAGAAUCAGACUAUAACGAGACGACGGGAUCUUACAUUGUUCGCAAAGAGAUAGGGGUCAUCACAAUUGAGGGUGACAGACCAAAAAAGAAGACAAAAGCGACCAAGCAGUAGAGUGCACGGCAAUAAGCACCACCACCAAGUGUGACAUGAGCUUUAGCGACUCAGAGCUCUCACAAGGAAUCCCGUCAGAAGAUCCACUGACCAUAACGGCGCUAAUCGUCGCGUGCAAGACCCACCGCCUGCUAAUAGACGGAGGGAGCGUUGUGGACGUCUUGUUCAAGUGCACCCUCGACCAGAUGGACAUAGAUCCGCGACUCAUCCAACAGGCGCAAGGCAACUUAGUGGGAUUCUCCGGAACACGUGUCGCGGUCAUUGGAGAAAUCACACUGCCAGUUGUAAUUGAAGAUGACGAGCUGCGCGUUUCGAAGCAAAUCAAGUUUACCAUUGUAGACUGUGACUCACCACGCAACGACAUAUUGGGCCUCCCAUUCCUUGCAAAAUUCAUGUCGCUACCAUCCACAUGUCAUCAAAAACUCAAAUUCCCCACCAAGGCAGGAACAGGAGAGUCGUGCAGCUUACCAUGGACCAAGAGCAACCAAGAAGCCCCGUGCCCCGUCGCGGCACCACGACAAACCAACAUCAUCGACACUCAUGCUGAUGACCCCCACCUCGAGUCAAUGGAUUCUGACUUUGAGGUCGCACUGGACCCGACAGAACCGAACAAGAAGGUGCGCAUCUCGACUCAUGUCCCGAACGACAUGGUUGAGCUGUUAGUGAAACUGCUACAAGAGUACAAAGAACUCUUCGCCUGAUGCACAGAAGACAUGCCAGGAGUGCCAAGGCAUGUAGCGCAACAUUGCCUCGCGGUUCCCAAUAACGCGGAACCCCGACAACAGCACGCCGCACCUUCACAGGUGAGAAGUUUGAAGGCCAUAAAAGAAGAAGUGGUGCACCUACUCGCCGCCGGGCUCAUCCAGGAAGUAAAAUAACCAAGAUGGCUGGCCAACGUAGUCCUGGUGAAAAGGCUUCCGGCGCAUGGAGAAUGUGCGUGGACUACACCACCAUCAACAGAGUAUACCCAGGAGACCCAUACCCCUUGCCACGCAUCGACCAACUGAUCGACGCAACAUCCAACCAUGAAACAUUAUCAUUCUUGGAUAUGUUUUCAGGAUAUCACCAUAUCCCAAUGAGCUGCGAAGACGAGGAGAAACCGCCUUUAUGACGCCAUCCAGAAACUUCUGUUUCACAGGAAUGCCAUUCGGCUUGAAGAAAGUGGGCGCCAGAUACCAGCGGAUGAUUGAUACAGUCUUCGCGCCCCAGGUGGGGCGCAACAUUGAGGCCUACGUGGACUACCUUAUCGUUAAAACAAAGGGAGGAGGCUCACAUUUGGAAAAUCUCUGCGAAACUUUCGAGGCGUUAUGCAAAACAGCCUCCGACCAAACCCGUUAAAGUGCGUCUUUGGCGCAGAAGCAGGAAAGUUCCUAGGAUUCAUGAUAACCAAACGCGGGAUCGAGGUCGACCCCUAACAAAUCAUAGCAGUGCAACAGCUACGCGCCCCCAGAAGCACCACCGAAGUUCAAUCUUUGAACGACAAGCUAGCAACGCUGGGACGGUUCAUUCCGAGGUCCGCCGGCAAAUGUGAUCCAUUCUUUCAAACCUUGAAAAAUGGCGCCCGAUUCAUGUAGACCCCAGAAUGUGAAGCCGCAUUCAAUGAGCUUAUGCUGUACUUAGUAUCACCCCCUAUAUUGACUGCCCCUGAGCUUAAUGAAAAGUUGUUUCUGUACUUGUCAGUGUCUGCGAGAGCAGUGAGCGCAGUGCUAAUCUCAAGGUGGGACGCGCAGAUAGAGAAGUCGAUCUAUUACACAUCGCGAACAUUGGCAAGCGCGGAAACAAGAUAUUCCCCAAUUGAGAAAGCCUCCCUAGCGCUAGUAAGCGCAUAACAAAAGCUACGCCCCUACUUCCAGUCACACAUUAUCACAGUUCUCACAAACCUGCCGCUCAAAAGAAUUCUAAGCUCAAUGGAGGUGUCAGGGGCGGAUGGUGAAAUGGGCGGUCGAAUUAUCACAAUAUGAUAUCCACUAUGCACCAAGGCCGGCGAUCAAAGCACAAAUCCUCGCCAAUUUCAUCGCGGAAGGAGUGACGUUAAGCGACAAACCCGAUGGAGUGUGGGAGGUCUACAUCGAUGGGGCCGCCAGCAAACAUGGAGAUGGCGCGGACGUGGUCAUAAGAUGCCCGCAGGGCUAUCCACCAGAUCGCCAUCCUCUUCAAAACGCUUAAAACCAACACACUUCUGAGUACGAAGCAAUACUGGCAGGACUGACGGCUGCCAGAGACAUAGGCUCAAGAGUUGUAUGAAUUUUAUCCGAUUCCUCCAUUGCAGUCAACCAACUGAACGGAAUCUUUGACGCCAAAGAGGACACGCUUGCUCAAUACAUAGAGCGCGUCAGAGCGAGAGAGGCACAGUUCGAAACAUAACAUACGUCCAGAUACCGCGAGAGGAGAACAUGCACGCGGAUGCACCGUCCAAACUCGCUACGGCUACAGACUUCGAGUCAACAAGGAUGGUCUCCGUACAAAAAGAGGACCAGAACACUUUGCACAUCGUGAAUACAACACAAAGGGCAGAAAACGAGGACUGGCGAACGCCAAUUAUCGCGUUCUUGACGGAUGAUGCAAUACUGAAAGACGCGAAAUAAGCCUGGGCACUCAGA